UCAAGUCAAAAAAUGAGGUAGCCUGUUAUAAUCGAUUAACGGUGCAGUUUGUUCCGAUAGCAAUUAGGUCAGCAAUUAAUUGUAGGUGAAUGAGUGAUUCACUCACUCACUCACUCACUGCUCACUGAUCGGCGUGUCCACUAAUAGUAGUGCCAAACAUGUGCAGAGUAAUAUUGCAACAAUCAGCAUUGGUAGCAUGGGAGGCGUUGGUGUUAUGCAUAAGCAAUGCUGACAGUUCAGAGUGCAUCAGCCCGGCUGGACCUACCGUUCGCCUUGAAAAGUGUUUGUGAAUUGCGGAGUGGGGGGAGGGUGAGGGGCGCCCCGAUUCGGUUACAUAACCAAGGAUCAAGCGUUACGUAAGUCUUUUGGAAGAGGACCCUUCAACUGUUCGGUUGAAACUUUGGUGCUUAACAUCAGGUGCCUGGGUUAAGGGGUCAACGAAAACUGUUAAAAAUGGAUUUAAUUUCAGGAGCAAGUAUCAAUCGUGCAGAAGAUGAUGAUAUUGAAAGCAACAAGGAAUCGGAAAAGUCGCUCACGGAUGGAACCACCGAAUCUAGUCGAGGAAGCUCAGUCAGUAGCUUCCGCCGUAUUAUACCCCAGGUUAUUGCCACAACGGUUCAAAGUCUCCUCCUCCUCGCUUUGGGCAUGAUGGUUGCCUGCCCCACUGUCAUAAUAGCGGCACUUCACAGGCCCAAAUCCGAACUACCCAUCAACGACUCACAAGCUUCGUGGUUCGCGGGGAUACUUCUGAUCUGCCAGCCCGUCGGCAGUAUACUAUCGGGCAUUCUGCAAGAGUGGUGCGGGAGGAAGAAGUGCAUGUUGUUUGUGAACAUACCGCAGAUUGUGGGUUGGUACCUGAUCUACCGCGCCGAGUCGGUUGACUCUCUGCUCGUGGCCGCCAGUCUGCUAGGGAUGAGCGUCGGUUUCAUGGAAGCACCCACGCUGUCUUACGUGGGGGAGAUCGCGCAGCCCCAUUUACGAGGCACCCUGGCUUCGUUCACCAGCACCUAUGUGUCGGCUGGGUUCUUCGUCAUGUACCUCCUGGGAACCGUGGCCACGUGGCGAAUGACCGCGCUCAUGAGCUGCACUGUUCCUGUCAUAUCUUUCCUUUGCAUCAUGAUGAUUCCAGAUUCACCAAUCUGGCUUUUGAACAAGGGAAGAAAACUGGAAGCAGAGAAGUCAUUGUGCUGGCUCAGAGGAUGGGUCACACCGCAAGAGAUCGAGCGUGAAUUUUCAUCGAUGAUAAGAUACUGUGAGGAUUCGAAGAAAGCAUACAAUCUGCAGAAAGCAACAAACAAUACACCGUACACUCUAGUAUCUUCUUCUCCAGAUGUAAUAACCAGUGAGUCCCGACUCAACCGAUUCUUCAGAGAUCUGAUUCGUCCUGAAAUCAUGAGGCCACUGAGGCUUGUAGUGUCUUACUUUUUCUUCUAUCAUUGCUCCUCUCUAUCUGGAUUCAGGCCUUACAUGGUCAACACCUUCACUGAGCUCAACAUGCCAAUCAAUCCACAUUACAUGACGAUAAUAAGUGCCAUUUGCCAGUUGACUGGGGGUUUCUGCUGCAUGGCCCUAGUCCAUAAAACAGGAAAACGCGUCCUGUCUCUGGUUUCGAUGUCAGCCUGUGUGCUGGCCUGCUUCAGCAUCGGAGCUUACAUCCUUCUCCACAAAUAUCAAUACGUGCAUCAGCCAUGGAUUCCAACAAUACUGUUCAUCUGCCUGUUCUUCUGCACAAACCUUGGAGUUUCACCAAUUCCUUGGACGUUGCUUGCAGAAGUCUUCCCAACUAGGGGAAGGGGCAUUGGAGGAGGACUCUCAGCGGCAUGUUACUAUAUUGAAUUCUUCCUUGUGUCAAAAACAUUUCUUCAGCUCCAAUCGGUUUUGGCGCUCUAUGGUGUGUGCUUCUUCUACGGAGGCUUGGGCGUUGUUGGUAUAAUCUAUUUGUAUUUUUGUUUGCCAGAAACUGAAGGUAAAAGAUUGGAUGAAGUGGAGAAGUUUUUCAAGUCAAACAAUGAAAGGAACUCUACUUAUUAACAAAUUUCUUACCUUCUUAUACACAUUAUUCACUCCUUGUCAGCACAAAACAUGAAAAAUCAAAAGAAACUAUCUAAAUCAAUAUUUUAUUAUGCUAAUAACUUGCAUCAUAUAUUUUUUCAAUUCAAUUACACCUUGUAAGCUUACAACGUCGUUCAAUUGGCGGGCAUUUUGGAUUCAUUGUUUUUGAAAGGCACUAUAUGUGAAUCCCUUCAACCAUAAUCAACAUCGAGAUUGAAUGAACUGAGCUCAGGACUGAUCUAAGAUUAUUACAUUUGAUUGUAGUUAGUGUCAUCCAGCGUGAUUUAUUAGCAUUGAAGUAUUUCGAAAGAAUUCAAUUCAACAUUGGUUUACUGUUGUUUCACAUUCAAUUAGCAUAGCUUGGCGACAUUCAGUUUUAUCUGUGAUACAUUUAUAUCGCUUUGACUAAUAAUGAAUUAUCAUUAUUGAAAAAAAGCAACUUUUUAUAUUUUUAUAGCCUUGAAAGUUUUAUUAUAUGAUUCAUUUUCCACUAGUCAGUUCAACUAAGCUGGUAUAGAUUGUUGGAAACCGUUUUAAGGACUAAACCUGAGUGCAACAUAAUCAAAAGAACAUAAUACAUUUUGAAAUGGUAAACUCGCCUAUCUGUCUACAACAUGAUAUGAUACAUCAUAUUUAGCUCAGAUCACUCCGUAUAUUCAUAUUACCUCAAAUUGUUAUGUAAUUUGAUUGUCUGAUUAGCAGGGUCUAAAGCUGCGUUCAAACUUAUUCCUUUGAUAAGGUAUGUUCAAUCUAAUAGAAUCUAUAAGGAAUAAGUUAUUAACAUUUUGUUAAUAACUUUGGUAUAAACGCCGCUUUAAUGUAGCAUGAUAGAUCUUUGAAGACGAUUAACACCCAAAAUACUAUUGAGAAAAUUUCACUAAUGAGUUUCCAGUUUUAUAGUCACAAGCUUUUUUUACUAUGAAUGAAUAAUAUAAAUCUCUGAGUGUAUCAACAAUUACGGACAAAGAAAAAGCACAAAAUUGCGAAUCUCUUGGAUAUUUAAAGGCUAAUUUCUUAUUAUUGCAAAAUUUGUACAUACAGACUUAAUGCUUUAGAACAUAAAUUAUUUUCCUCCCCUAUAUGGUUCCUCCACAUCUGAAUUUGCUGUGUUAUUACCAUAACAUGGAGAAGUAUUAUCAGUGACAGAGUUGCAUAUUGAUUGCGACCAUAAUGGACUGGAAAGAAUGUUACCAAUUUAAAAACUUUCUUUCUUUCAUAACAGUUUUUCAAACUUUUUUUAUCAAUGAAAUCUAGCUCACAUGUUUGUAUCGUAAGGAGAGAUAAAAAAUCACGGUAUUUUUUUGAAAAAGACCAUGGAUUUCCACUAGAAUUAUUAAGUAAUGGUACUCUAUUCAAUAUUGUUUUUUUAGUGUUCAAUGUAUAUUACUUUAUUUUAUAAAUUAAUUUGAUGCGGGUGCAGUAAUUGAAAACAUUCUAUUUUUUCAUAGUCAUGAUUUUAUACAGUAAUAAAUUUAAUGCAUGCAUUUAGUCUUUAUAAUUAUUUCUAGACUAAUUUACCAGAGCUAAUAUUUCUAGUUCAAUUUAUAGAAAAUGCUAUUUAUUACUUUAUCAAUGCACAUUAUAUAUUUGGAAAUAUAAAAUAGUAACAGUAUGUCCAGAUGAGAGGAUAUAUAUUUUACAUAAUUAAAAAAGACUGCUAUUAAGACUAAA
This is a messenger RNA of Nilaparvata lugens (brown planthopper), 3723 nucleotides long. RefSeq names its product facilitated trehalose transporter Tret1. Gene Ontology annotation, biological process: transmembrane transport. Gene Ontology annotation, cellular component: membrane. Bases 454 to 2031 code for a protein of 525 amino acids. The transcript has 8 exons. NCBI's taxonomy places the organism in Eukaryota, Metazoa, Arthropoda, Insecta, Hemiptera, Delphacidae. The record is from RefSeq and is a predicted model, not a curated record. Gene Ontology annotation, molecular function: transmembrane transporter activity.